Messenger RNA from Chenopodium quinoa (quinoa), 2004 nucleotides. Its product is annotated as ankyrin repeat, PH and SEC7 domain containing protein secG-like. Gene Ontology annotation, molecular function: protein binding. NCBI's taxonomy places the organism in Eukaryota, Viridiplantae, Streptophyta, Magnoliopsida, Caryophyllales, Amaranthaceae. The record is from RefSeq and is a predicted model, not a curated record. Bases 1 to 1950 code for a protein of 649 amino acids. The transcript is spliced from 6 exons.
AUGUUGAAAACUCCACAGCCUACUCCUCCAGAUUCUUUGAAGCAAGCACAUGUAAGCAACGAUAUCAUCGUUUCAAUUCCGCCAAUCAGUAUUCCGUCAGAUGAUCCACCACAAAGCCAAAAAGAGGAGGAAAAAUUAACAAAACAAGAUUUGUUGAAGUAUGUAGUGCCUCUCUAUCAAGCUGCUCUGGAUGGUGACUGGGACAAGGCGGAAAUCGUUUUCAAAGUAGAUAACAAAUGGAUGACUGCCAAAAUUACAAAACAUGGAGACACAAUCCUUCACAUUGCAGCAGCAGCCAUGCACCUUGAUUUUGUUAAAAAACUGGCAAGUCGUAUGCAUAAAAACAAUGUUCCUCUAGAUUCAAAAAACGUACAUGGCAAUACCGCCUUUUGCAAUGCUGCAUCAUCUGGAAAUGUUGAGAUUGCACAAGUGAUGGUAGGAUUUGAUAAAGAGCUACCAAAUAUUAGAAGUUCUGGAGCAAAAAAAUUGACCCCUCUUCAUAUGGCGAUUCUUUUAGGAAAAAGAGAUAUGGUGAAUUACCUUAACAAUGACAGUGUAACAGAUCCCAAAAAGCUGACAGACGAGGAUCGCAUUGAGCUGCUUACCAGUGCCAUAGAGGCUGGUUUGUAUGAUAUCGCGCUUGAUUUCAUACAGAAGUAUCCAUGUUUAGCACUCCAGAGGAAUUCAAAGGAUGAGACUGUGCUGCACACCCUUGCUGCUCAAAGGCCUCUAAAGAACAGCACUCAUAAGCAGAACAUAUGGGGUAAACUUCUGAGACGAUGCAAGAACACCCGCAACAAGGAAAAUGAGCAGGACCUCAAAAAUAAUGCACUUGAAGUGACUCGGAAAGCCUGGCAGAAAGUCGUUGAAAAAGAAGAUAUCUCAGAACAUAUUAAUACACCAUGGCGACUAUUGUUUGUGGCGGCCAAAAGGGGGAAUGUUGAUUUCCUAAGAACACUAAUUUAUAUAUAUCCUGAUAUAAUAUGGAAAGUGGAUGAGAAAGGAAGAAGUAUAUUUCAUAUUGCUGUUCAAUAUCGACAUGAGGAGAUCUUCAAGCUCAUACACGAGUUUGGAACUAUAAAAGAUCUCAUUGCUACAUACAUGGAUGAUCAUGGAAAUAAUAUGCUGCAUUUAGCUGCUAAGUUGCCACCUCCCGAUAGACUCAACUGCAUCUCAGGUGCGGCUUUACAAAUGCAACGAGAGCUACUAUGGUUUGAGGCUGUCAGGAAAGUUGUCCAACCCCAAUAUGCACUGGCUAACAAUCAUGAUGAUAUUACAUAUGAAGAUGAUGAUAUAAGUGAUUUCGGAAUGACACCCCAAGCUUUAUUUACUAAACAGCAUGAGGACCUACGGUCACGUGGAGAAGCAUGGAUGAAGAAAACAGCAGAAUCAUGUACUCUGGUGGCAACACUCAUUACAACAGUGAUUUUUACAGCGGCUUUCACCUUACCCGGUGGUAAUGAUCAAAAUAAUGGAUCUCCAAUCUUGUUAAAUCAAGUAUGUUUCAAGAUCUUUGCAAUAUUCAACGCAGUUGCAUUGUUUGCUUCCUCUACUUCCAUCUUCAUUUUUCUGUCAAUCCUGACAUCGCGAUAUGCAGAAAAAGACUUUCUUGUGGCACUGCCACGAAAACUCAUGGCUGGCCUAACAUCUUUAUUUUUCUCCAUAGUAUUUAUGAUGGCUGCUUUCACUGCUACAUUCUUCAUCACCUUUCUACGCAAUCCGAUAUGGAUUCCAGCACCUAUACCUGUACUAGCAGCUAUCCCAGUUGUGCUAUUUCUUUACCAGCAAUCUUCUCUUUUGUGGGAUAUAUAUAGUUCAAAAAAUAAAUCAUGGACUUUGAUUCAGCCAAGUGACAAACGCACGCUUUUCUGGAGUAGUAAAAGCCCGAAAAUAAUGAGCAACAAGGAGGAGAAAACAAGUUAUAGAAGACUGCAUAAUAAGUUGGAGUAGAUUCAUAAUGAUGCAUAUUUGUCUGGUAUAUAAUUUUUCUUUAGGAUGUCUGUU